Molecule: messenger RNA, 224 nt
Organism: Geodia barretti
Lineage: Eukaryota; Metazoa; Porifera; Demospongiae; Tetractinellida; Geodiidae
Source: the annotation of a GenBank genome assembly
UUGCCUUAUAGCUAGCACAGAGACUUGUUACAGAUGCAGAACGAGAGAGAAGUGAUGCUGGGAACAGUACCAAAGGUGCAUACAAGACAUGGAAGUCAGUUGGAGCAUGAAAGCGCUCAACUACUGUCACAAAUGCUCGUGAUCAGCCUUCUAAGCUUAUUUCCUAGCUUUUCAAUCAUAAAUAGCGUUAGCUAAAGUCUUUGUAUCACUACACCUGAUGUAUA